Messenger RNA from Caretta caretta (loggerhead turtle), 6793 nucleotides. RefSeq names its product transmembrane O-mannosyltransferase targeting cadherins 1 (gene TMTC1). Lineage: Eukaryota; Metazoa; Chordata; Testudines; Cheloniidae. Gene Ontology annotation, biological process: RNA processing; protein O-linked glycosylation via mannose. The record is from RefSeq and is a predicted model, not a curated record. Gene Ontology annotation, molecular function: mannosyltransferase activity; protein binding.
CCGCGGCAGAGCGCGAGCAGCCAGCAGCGGCUCGGGCUCCUGCCUGCCCCGGCGGCACCAUGCUAGCGGCGCUGUCCGCCCGCGCCCGGCAGGAGGAGGAGGAUGCCCCGCGCCCGCGAGGAGCCAGCCCAGCAGGAUGGUGACAGCCUCCGCCAGCGGCAGGAGCCGGGACCGAGCGCCGCUGCAGCCGCCGUCCCCGCCUUCUUCUCCUGUCCCCGCAGCCGGGGCGGCUGCUGCCGCCGCCGCCGCCGCCGCUGCUCCAGCCCGGCCCGGCUCCGGCAGCUCCCUGGCCGCGGCGCUGCUGCUGGCCGGGCUGUGCGCCCUGUGCUACGGCAGCUCUCUGCGGGGCGAGUUCGUGCACGACGACGUGUGGGCGAUCGUCAACAACCCGGACGUGCGGGCGGCGGCCCCCUGGGCGGGCGUCUUCGCCAACGACUUCUGGGGCAAGGGCAUGGCCGAGAACACCAGCCACAAGUCCUACCGCCCCCUCUGCGUCCUCACCUUCAAGCUAAACAUAUUGUUGGCUGGUAUGAACCCAUUCUAUUUCCAUGCAGUAAAUGUAACUUUACACUGUCUAGUGACUCUUGUCCUGAUGUAUACUUGUGACAAAGCUGUAUUCAAGGACAGUCGACUGGCUUUUGUCACGGCUCUCUUCUUUGCUGUGCAUCCUAUUCACAGUGAGGCUGUAACAGGUAUUGUAGGCAGAGCAGAUGUCUUAGCCUGUCUACUGUUUCUGUUGGCUUUUCUCUCCUAUAAUAGGAGUGUGGAUCAUUUUUAUGUUGGGGAACAUUUCCCUCCCACUGCCUCUCCAUUCUUCUUGCUGCUUAGUUUAUUUCUUGGGACCUGUGCAAUGCUGGUGAAAGAAACUGGAGUCACUGUGUUUGGUGUGUGCUUGGUUUAUGACUUGCUUUUCCUGUCCUACAAUAGACUUAGACUGAGAAAUGGAGGGGUGCAUCAGAGGUUCGCACGGCAGCCUGCGUCUUCUCCAUCUGCUCCGCUGCAGAUUCCUCCAUCCAGCAGGGAGAAUGGGAAGCACCGGUUUGCUCACAAAGGGACCUGGAACUCUUGCCACCCUGCAUCACCUGAAGAGCAACGGAGCAGCAGCCUUUCUGUCUCAAACAAAGCGAUGUGGGCUAUUCUUAGCUACCUGACCGCAAGUAACAACCAGAAUUUCUUGUAUACUGCAAGGCCAUUUUUGAAGAGGGCUGCUUUAGUAAUAAGUUAUGUGAUUCUUGUUUUAUAUUUCCGUUUCUGGAUAAUGGGAGGUUCCAUGCCAAUGUUUUCAGAACAGGACAAUCCAGCUUCAUUCUCACCUUACUUACUUACAAGAUUUCUAACUUAUUCGUACCUCCUGGCGUUCAAUUCCUGGCUUCUGCUAGCACCAAUUACUCUGUGCUAUGACUGGCAGGUUGGGAGUAUUCCUUUAAUUGAGUCGAUAUGGGAUGUGAGGAAUUUAGCUACAGUUCUCCUGGUGGUGGUGAUGAUAUUACUCAGCUUACAUUGCAUAACAGCAUUCAAGAAACUGGAACAUAGAGAAGUUUUAGUUGGCUUGUUGUUCCUGGUUUUCCCAUUUAUCCCAGCCAGCAACCUCUUCUUCAGGGUGGGGUUUGUGGUGGCAGAGCGAGUCCUUUACAUGCCAAGUAUGGGGUACUGUAUCCUUUUUGUCCAUGGUUUGAAAAAGCUCUGUGCCUGGUUAAAUAGAUGGGGAACUACUGCCCUGACCCUCUCUGCUUUGCUGCUGCUGCUGCUGUUCUCUUGGAAAACUGUGAAACAGAAUGAAAUCUGGUUGUCAAGAGAAUCCCUCUUCAGGUCAGGUGUGCAGACUCUGCCCCAUAAUGCCAAGGUACACUACAACUAUGCCAAUUUUCUGAAAGACCAGGGUCGUAACAGCGAAGCCAUCUAUCACUACAAAACCGCCCUCAAAUUGUACCCUCGUCAUGCGAGUGCCCUGAACAACCUCGGCACGUUGACCAAAGACUUGGUGGAAGCAAAGGAAUACUACAGAAGAGCUCUUCAGUUAAACCCACAGCAUAAUCGCGCUCUCUUCAAUCUUGGAAAUCUGCUCAAGUCCCAAGGGAAGAAAGAGGAAGCUGUGUUCUUAUUGAGAGAUUCCAUAAAAUAUGGUCCAGAGUUUGCCGAUGCUUACUCAAGUCUUGCUUCCCUGUUGGCUGAACAGGAACAAUUUAAAGAAGCCCAGGAGGUUUAUCAGGCUGGGAUAGAGAAUUGUCCAGAGAGCUCUGAUCUGCAUAAUAACUAUGGUGUUUUCUUAGUUGAUACUGGGGCUCCUGAGAGAGCAGUGUCCCACUACCAGCAGGCCAUCUGGCUCAGCCCAAACCAUUAUGUGGCCAUGGUGAACCUGGGCAGGCUCUACCGCUCUCUGGGGCAGAACAAAGAGGCUGAAGCUUGGUACAAACGAGCGUUGAAAGUAUCGCGGAAGGCAGAAAUUCUGUCGCCACUGGGAGCUCUCUAUUACAACACAGGGCGGUAUGAAGAAGCUUUACAGGUUUACAGGGAAGCCGCAGCACUGCAGCCUUCAAACAAGGAGAUUCGACUGGCACUGGCACAGGUUUUAGCAAUGAUGGGACAAACAAAGGAAGCUGAAAAAAUGACUAACCAUAUUGUGACAGAAGAGGCCAAGUGUCUAGAAUGCUACCGCCUUUUAUCAGCCAUCUACAGCAAGCAGGAGCAUUAUAGCAAGGCCCUUGAAGCUAUAGAUAAAGCUCUGCAGCUAAAACCAAAGGAUCCAAAAGUCCUAUCGGAGCUCUUUUUUACUAAAGGAAAUCAGCUAAGAGAACAAAACCUUCUUGACAAGGCUUUUGAGAGCUAUAAAGUGGCUGUGGAGCUGAACCCAGAUCAAGCUCAGGCAUGGAUGAACAUGGGAGGGAUUGAGCAUAUCAAGGGAGAUUACGUCAAUGCACGUAGCUAUUACGAGAAAGCUUUACAACUGGUUCCAAACAGUAAGCUGCUGAAGGAGAAUCUGGCUAAACUGGAUCGCUUAGAGAAACGAUUGCAGGAAGUCCAGGAGAAAGAUCAGACGUAGCUAGUGGAAGGACUGUUGUGCCCCUUGCAGAAGAAAGAGAAGUGGAAGCCCAUUGGCAGAAGUGACACAGAAGGAGCUGUGAUGUGACUCAGAAUUAAGGAGGGCAAAUUUGGGGUGCACAUUUGUGUAUCACCAAAGUUGCUAGAGACCCAUCAUUUCUAUAGGGUAUGCUGAAAAAUGAGUGAAAACCCUCUUUUAAUCAAGAUUUAUGUUUGGGUUGGAUGCAUAUCACUGCCAUUAGUGCUGUAAGUGGGAGAUGCACCUUUGAUGUCCUGGUCUCUCACUUCCCAAGCUGGGUGGGCUGUAGAGGCAAAGUUCUCAUCCACUGUGGCAAGGGAUGGAGCAGUGCCUCUUGUUAGUCAACACUCACCCAUCUAGCCCGCUUAAGGAGUACUAUUAAUGGUCUCUAAAGAAUGCCCCAUAAGGUCCUCCUCAGCCAGGACAAUGGUGACAAUGAUCAGCAGAGAGCAUCAAAGGUCGUUACAGGGUCAAAGCUGAGAGAAAUGGUGGCCAUUUUUAGGUCUCCAACAAUGACUUGAAAAUGACCCCAAGGAAAUGGAGAAUGAUGUCUGGACAUGGCUGUCUCUGAAAGUGGUGAUUCUAUGACUAGGGCUGCUAGUCCUUUGAGGAAAAACCUCAGUUGAAUGGUUUACUCUGAAGAUAAUCAUUUUUGUAACUGUUCAGAUUCAUGAUAUCACAAAAUUGUCAGAAAUCACAUGACUUUUUUUCACCCAAUCAGAAUUAUAAUUUCUAUGAAAAAUUGGAACUGUCCGAUGGAAAUAUGGAAUUCUUUAAUGGCUCCACCUCCCUCUGUCCCCCACCCCGCCCCAAAUCUAUAUUUUUAAAUACUGAGUGGAAAGGCAAGUUUGCUUCAGAAUAUGGACAUUUAUUUUUGAGUGUUAUUUAUUUUUAACUUAUAAUAAAAUGUUUAAUAUAUUUUACUGUGUUUAUAAGAGUUGGACAACAUCCCUCACAACUGGCAAUGUGGCUUGUGAUUGUUGCUUUUAUUGUAUAAAGUUAGAAAAUACGCACCACAAGGUUGUGUUUGAAUAAUUCUCCCUGCUGAUAUUUCUAAAGCAAUUGGAUAUAGGACCAAAUUUUCAUUCAUUCAUUACCAUUGAUUUGUAGGGUUGUACCAGUUCAGCUGAGAUGAGCGUUUGAUCUGUUGUCAAUAGAGGUAGCUGAGAAGGUUAGCUGGGGCAGUGUAGUGAUGUGAGCUCAUCUCACAAGUUUAUUGUUUUCAUCUUAGCCCCCAUCAGGAAACCAUCAUACAGUUUGUUUCAGCCUGAUUGCCAUAACUUUGCUGAAGAGAAGCGCAGGUCAUGGAAUUAAUAGCGGAUGGUUCAGGUGGGGACUAAAGUGCAUUGAUACAGCUCUUUCAGGGAAGGGGAAGCUGUCCUGGCCCCCCAGGAUAGUAAAAAUCUGGGGGGAAAUUUCUCUCUCUCAUCCCUCCCUUGCACCCGUGCAUCCUUUAUAUAAAAUACUCAUUUGUCACUGAAGUUAAAUAGGUGUUAACAAAAUCAGACAAAACAGAGUUUUUCGAAGUGUGAUUUUAAAUCUCUUCCCCUUUCCAUUGCUCAGUUUUCUGUCUCUUGACUCUUGUGAUGUCAUCAUUUCACUAGUUCUGUUAUCGUAGGCUUUGUCUGGACUAGCAUUUGUCCUCCUGUAGUAAUUGACUGUAAAUGCUAAUCUAGACACCAACAUUUGCAGAGUAUCAGGACAUGGGGGCUCAGCCUUGGGCAAACCACAAAACUGUGCGCUCCAGAACAAACAUUUGUGGAGCGCCUCAGUUAUCAACAUAAUUAGCAUUUAUGAUCAACUAGCUCCAAUUAUAACAAGGCCACCAGCUCUAGUCUAGACAAAGCAUGAGCCCCAGGCUAGACAGGACCUGGAUUUUUAAUAUAAAAGGAGGCAACAUAAAUGUAUCUUGCCUCCCCAAAACAAACAUAUAAACAAAAAAAACCCACAUGGAAUCCCAAAUCGUCAUGCCUUCUUUACACAUUAGAAGAAAAUCAAACAAAGGUACAGUCUCAGUUAUUGCCCCUUUACAGAUUACCUUUAAAAAUGAAAUGAUCCUUUACAUUCCUAAUUUCUCCAAAUCAGGGUAACUGCCGACUUGAUGGGGCUGAAAGACUGGAUCUGGGUGUGAAAAUUUGUCCCUUUCCACCAUUGCAUGUACAUACAGAACAGAGAGCUGGGAGCACAACAGAAUAGGUUAGGGUAAGAGAAAGCUGAUUGGGGAAAGAGGCCCUCAAAAAAACCUUGUCUUGAAAAUAGCCACAGGGUGGGUUUAGUAGUCAAGAUUUUUGAGGUUGUUUAAGUGAUAUACAGUUCCACUAAAAAAAUAAUGUAACAUCCAAAUUUUACACUUAUAACUUUUUUUUUUUUUUUUUACUCAUACGUGGGGCUCAAAGUAUGGCUCUGAUGCUGAUAUUAUUCUCUUGGGAUUAAUUGUGGAUAAUUUCCACCACCCAUUUCCCUUUUGGGGAAGCAAUGAUUCAAAAGCUAUUCAGGGACUGGGGUAGAAUUUAUGGUACAAAUUUAGGCCAUUUGAUCAAGAGGUUCCCAAUAUAUAUCCUUCCCCUGCAUUAUGAGCUUCUUUCAAUUUUCAUAGUACUCUAAAAUCCACAUGCAUAAUGAGAUUAUCUAAAAUAUUGGUACGCCACAACAGGGGCAGUGGUGCAAGUUUGGAGUAAUUUGGUUCAGGCGUUCCUCAGAUACUGUUCUCUCCCCCUGCCCGCCCCUCCCCCCCCGUAAGAAGAAGCUUUUAAUAUUCCAGUUGCUCUAAAACCGAUGUUCAUAGUGAGAUUACCUUGAACAAUGAUAUUCCACAACUGAAACUGAGGUGGAGGGGAACUUCCAUUGAGAUGACUGGGUCAUUUCACACCACCCAGAGCUAUUGUGUUAGACUGUUAAUCUCUUUGGAGCAUCCUAAUUCAUCUGAGUAUACCCCACUGAGCUGAAUGGGCCAUUCCACACAUCAACAGUAUGCCUGUACUGCAGAGGGCUUUGCAGAGCCCCUUCCUUUACACUAGCUCCCUGAAGUCGAUACAAAGUCUGGGGCUCCCUGCUAUUCCUCUUGCUGCCUCCAGCUGGUAGACAGCCCAUCAGUUACCAUCCUCCUUUCUUCCCAUGGCCCUUCCAGCCCUACUGGGGGCAUGGUGGGACCAGGAGGAGGGCAGAGCUGGUAGCUAAAGUGGCAGAUCAUUCCCUUCCCGCGGGUGGCCUCCAAUCAUACCCCCUCACUAACACCUCUUCCUCAAGAAACAAGGGAAAUUAACUGCCCAAAAACGUGGUUAAUACAGGCCUUGUUUAUACUACAGCGCCUUUGCCAGUAUAGCUAUGCCAGCUAGACUCACCCCUGCUUAGUACCCUCUUCCAUUCAAGAAGUGCGUUUCAGAUUCUUACUGGCACUGCCAGUCCGACGUGCCUUCUCUGGCUUGUCAGAUUGGGUUUACACCUGCUGGUGAACCACAGCACCACUCAUUAGACUGCUUCCCAGGCUGAUGAACCACCUGUGUUUCAUUAAUUUUAUACCAGUGUAACUCCGCUGUUUUCAUUGGGGUCGCUCCUGAUUUACACUGCUGCAAGUGAGGAGAGAAUCAAGUGAGGCACUGACUCCAAGCACCCGUGGAAAAAAAUAGUUGGGAUGAUCAGCAUCCACCAACCACAACCAUUCAGCUGGGCUGCCAUUCAGCUGUUCGGCAGCUGGCAUGAGACCUUGAGGGAAGGGGCAGAGCAGGGACAGAAAGA